Equus quagga is the source of this 1486-nucleotide messenger RNA. RefSeq names its product C-type lectin domain containing 20A (gene CLEC20A). Lineage: Eukaryota; Metazoa; Chordata; Mammalia; Perissodactyla; Equidae. The transcript is spliced from 8 exons. The record is from RefSeq and is a predicted model, not a curated record. Bases 52 to 1431 code for a protein of 459 amino acids.
UUGGGUUGGAAAGAGGAGGAGAGUGCAGAGCAAGGAAGAAAUAACCAGACCAUGCCAGCCUCUGCCGGGGAGCCUGUCCUGCGCAGCAUGCUGGCUUGGGCGCUGCUGCUCUCCCUCCGCGCAGCAGACGCUGCCAUGGGAAACCGCAUCUUCACGGGGCCUGCUCUCAGGCUGACCACCUCUCCAAAGCCAGCUGUGAUCCAGAUUGGCGGACAGACCUUCACGCGAUUUGACCGCGGAAUGACGUGGCUGGCGGCCCUGCAGUACUGCCGCAGUCACCAGACGGACCUGGCCGACCUGCAGACGGUGAUUGACGAGGCAGACAGGGAGGCCUUGAAGUCCAUCACGAGUGACACUGAGGCCUGGAUUGGCCUCUACUUCAAUGCGGCCUCUCGGUCUCUGAGCUGGUCCAGUGACUUGGGUGCCAGCAUCCCCCACUGGCUGCAGGUGCCCGAGUUCUGGCCGGGACUGUGUGCGGGACUUCGCAUCUUUGCGCGCUACGCCCCCAGAGUUUCUUCAGAUGUCUGCUCUGCCCUGAAGCCCUUCAUCUGCUUCUACAACGCCUCCACUGGACACCGGGAGUCGGCAGCGCUCCCCCAGCUGUUCUACGCUCCCUCUUCAGACGUGACAGCAGGGACAACGCCCAGUCCAAGGACCGGCUCCGGCCCCGGCACGCGCGCCCCCCGCGCCUCCGUGUCCGCGGGCCCCGGGGAAGGGCCGCAGGGCCCGCCGGGGAUCGGCCCGAGCGCGACCUCCGGCCCCGCGCCCCCGUGGGGGGUCUCGGGCCCCCAGGAAGUGAGCGGAACCGCUCUGGCCUCCGCUUCGAGCCCUGCUGCUGUCCCUGCGUCCCCGGAGCACCUCGUCACCGAGGGCCGGCCCGUUUCUUCGCGGGAGGCCACCGCGGGCCCCUCCCCCGACUCCACCGGCGGCGCCUCCAGUACCCCCGGGCAGGCGGCGCCCCCGGGCUCGGCCACGCCCAGCUGGUGCCGCGGCUCCGGGACUCAGGGAAGCGUUCUGGGGACAGAAGGAAGCCCCUGGGGGCCUUCCGGCCCAGGGAGCCCGACGGCGCCCCAGAGAAGCACCGCGCGCCCUGAGUGGGCGACCCCGAGCCAGGCCACAAGCCCGGAGAGCCCUGGGAACCGGCCCGGCCCUCAAACAGCAAAUGGCACUGAUAUGAGAGAUGCAGCUACUGCCACUCAGGCGCAACAUCUGAGCUCGUCUAACAACCCAGAUUCUAAAGAAAAAACUCCAGCAUCAGAAUCAGGGCAGCUCUUUGGAAUCCUGAAAGCAGAUUUUACCAUCCCAGCUCAGAUGGACCCAGAAGACAUGAAAGACAAAUUUUUGAGCGAGAUCCAAGAAGUCUUAAAGCUUAUGUUAGGUCGUGAAAAAUUCAGAUUGAAAUGGAUCAGCUUUGAAGUAAACAAAAAAUAGCACACAUCUACUGAUCUGGAGUCUCCUUGUACAAUCUUCUCUGGAUUUUAAGUGA